AUGAACUCCGAAAGCAGUAGCACUGUACUGGCAAGUAUACAGAGCAAAUAUAAGUUUAGAGCAAAAACCCUUGAAUACUCCACAGCCUUUUAUCCCGAUAGAUUUAUGAUUCUCUAUAAAGAUCGGAAGGCUGGAGAAAUCCCUUAUGAAAAUAUCUUGAGAGUUGAAAAAAAUAGAGAAGGUCUAAAGUUUGGCUUAAAAAAUGGGACAUGGGUGAAAAUACCAUGUACACCAGACGAGAAGAGAAAAAUAUUCCGUAUAUUCAAGACCAAAAAACUUGGAGGUAUUUUAAGUGAAAGCGAUAUAAUAGGAUUGGCACUCGUAGAAUUUGCUGACCUAAGGUUUCUUGUUCCUCUUGGAAGCACUUGCUUUGCAGAUUUUAAGAAGAAUGUGAUUAGGAGAAUCGGGGGACACUUCCUUCCAACUCAAAGCCUUGAUUUUGUAAGCUUGGAUCAUUAUAACGAGUUUUCUCUUUAUAUCAAGGAUAAGGAUUCCCUCGUAAUAUUUGAAAAUGAUGAUGAUCUAUUAUGUAGCCUUUUAUAUUUUGAGAAGAAGUUGGCUGUGGUAGUCAAACACGUCCCUAAGGUGUCUUAA
Encephalitozoon romaleae SJ-2008 is the source of this 594-nucleotide messenger RNA. RefSeq lists its product as hypothetical. NCBI's taxonomy places the organism in Eukaryota, Fungi, Microsporidia, Unikaryonidae. The coding region runs from base 1 to 594 and encodes 197 amino acids. The transcript has a single exon. The record is from RefSeq and is a predicted model, not a curated record.